Arvicola amphibius (Eurasian water vole) is the source of this 999-nucleotide messenger RNA. RefSeq names its product melanocortin 4 receptor (gene Mc4r). The transcript has a single exon. Gene Ontology annotation, biological process: G protein-coupled receptor signaling pathway. The coding region runs from base 1 to 999 and encodes 332 amino acids. NCBI's taxonomy places the organism in Eukaryota, Metazoa, Chordata, Mammalia, Rodentia, Cricetidae. Gene Ontology annotation, molecular function: melanocyte-stimulating hormone receptor activity. Gene Ontology annotation, cellular component: membrane. The record is from RefSeq and is a predicted model, not a curated record.
AUGAAUUCCACCCAUCACCAUGGCAUGUAUACUUCCCUCCACCUCUGGAACCGCAGCAGCUACGGGCUGCACGGCAAUACCAGCGAGUCCCUGGGGAAGGGGUACUCUGAUGGAGGAUGCUACGAGCAACUUUUUGUGUCCCCCGAGGUGUUUGUGACUCUGGGUGUCAUAAGCCUGUUGGAGAACAUUCUAGUGAUCGUGGCAAUCGCCAAGAACAAGAACCUGCACUCACCCAUGUACUUUUUCAUCUGUAGCCUGGCUGUGGCAGAUAUGUUGGUGAGCGUCUCAAACGGGUCGGAAACCAUCGUCAUCACCCUGUUAAACAGCACAGAUACGGACGCGCAGAGCUUCACCGUGAAUAUUGAUAAUGUCAUUGACUCUGUGAUCUGUAGUUCCUUGCUCGCAUCCAUUUGCAGCCUGCUUUCCAUUGCUGUGGACAGGUAUUUCACUAUCUUUUAUGCCCUCCAGUACCAUAACAUUAUGACGGUUAAGCGGGUAGCGAUCAUCAUAAGUUGUAUCUGGGCGGCUUGUACGGUGUCAGGCAUCCUCUUCAUCAUAUACUCAGACAGCAGCGCUGUCAUCAUUUGCCUCAUUACCAUGUUCUUCACCAUGCUGGUUCUCAUGGCCUCUCUCUAUGUCCACAUGUUCCUGAUGGCGAGGCUUCACAUUAAAAGGAUUGCUGUCCUCCCCGGCACUGGUACCAUCCGUCAGGGUGCCAACAUGAAGGGGGCAAUUACGCUGACCAUCCUGAUUGGGGUUUUCGUGGUCUGCUGGGCCCCUUUCUUCCUCCACUUGCUGUUCUAUAUCUCUUGCCCUCAGAAUCCAUACUGUGUGUGCUUCAUGUCUCAUUUUAACCUGUAUCUCAUACUGAUCAUGUGUAAUGCCGUCAUUGACCCCCUCAUUUAUGCCCUCCGGAGUCAAGAACUGAGGAAAACCUUCAAAGAAAUCAUCUGCUUCUACCCCCUGGGAGGCGUCUGUGACUUGUCUGGCAGGUAUUAA